UGCUCCGCUCCCCAUUGCACCAACGGAAGCUGCGCCGUCGCUGCUCCGCAACAAUUUGACCAAUAAAACGUGCUGAAACUCAUAAAUAAUUGAUUAAAACCGCUCAAAACGUAAAUAUUAAUCUAUUUAGAUAAACAAGUGAGAAAAUCGGCAAAAGAUCGCGCGUGAGUGUCGAAGAGAAAAAGAGCGAGUGCCGCCUUUUGUUCGCUCCCCGAAAUUCGUGGCGUUUUCUUUUUUGUUUAUGCGCGCAAGAGAGAGUGCGAAGCAUAAGUGCGCACCCACACACACGAGUGGGGAUUUGCGAAAAUCGAGUGGAUGUAUGUGUGCGCGCAUAGCAUUUGCACACAUUGUUAUUGUUGGGGCGCUAGAGAGAGGAAAGAGAGAGCCCAAACUGGGGCCAGAUUUUUAUAACGGCGACAUUCGCACUUUUACUCUGGAGCAUGACGGUUCUUUAGCGGCACUUUCGACGCGAUUUAGAGCUGCAGCCAAAGCAGCAGCAGCUUCCGAGUCCGCUCCGAAUCCACAACCGAAUCCGAGUCCCCAGCAGCCGAGGAGCUGUCUAAUCCGCAACAGAUUCGCAACGCGUAGAUAUUGAUUCAGUGCGAGUGCAGUUGCAGCGCGCCCCCCUCAGAAAAUCAAAACCCCCACCCCAACAUUACCCACCCCUCGUUUUUCUCUGUGUAUACUACAGCUUUUCGCUUCUUUUUUAAGGCGGCGGCACGCCCUUCCCCAACGUGCGUACGUGAGCGUGUGUGUGUAUAUGUAUUGGCGGGCUAACACAAAAAAAAAAAAAAUACAAAUUGAAAACUUGAAAAGUUGGAAUUGUGAAAACUAUCAGAAAAAUAUGUGCCUGCUCGAGAUAUAUUCCCCAGUGUGCAUCGGAAUAAUGUGGAACAAUAGUACAUAAACAGCAGUCCAGAAAACGCCUCGCGAACACGAAAAUAAAUUCGAAAACCAGCACAGAAACAACAUGAAGAUGGUAGACAAGUCGUCCAAGUUGGUGGAUAAAUUUGCCGUUAUCAGCGGCACCGGCGGCAGCGGAACCGGAGGUGGCCCAAUCAAUAUGCCCGUCGGAAUGUCCAGCACGGCGGGAUUGGGCGGCGGAUUGGGAGGAGGUGGAGGCAUGACCAGCGGAGGUGCCAAUGGCCAGAAGCCGGUGCCCAUGAAGCUUUUUGCCGCCUGGGAGGUGGACCGAACGCCACCCAACUGCAUCCCAAGACUUUGCUCGCUGACAAUAACACGCCUGUCCAUCCUGACCCCUCUGCCCGGGGACACCACUUCGCUGUCGCUGGCGGUGAAGAUGCAGAGCUCCAAGAGGACGCUGCGCAGCCACGAGAUUCCCAUCAAUGGGUCUGCGCUGACCUCCUCCGCCCCCCUGCAGGGCAACUCCCCGAUGUCGGUGGCCGGAGGAGCUGGUGGCACUCCGGGAAGUGCGGGCACUGGAGGCGGCCUGGGCGUGGCUGUGCCCCUGACGGAAACCGAGCUGGACUUGCACUUCAGUCUCCAGUAUCCGCACUUUAUCAAGAGAGAUGGCAAUAGACUGGUUAUUUUGCUGCAACGCCGCAAGAAAUACAAAUCACGCACUAUUCUGGGCUACAAAACGCUGGCCGAGGGCAUCAUUCGCAUGGACGCGGUGCUCCAGAAGUCGAUGGACAUGAUCAUUGAGCUAACUGCUUCCGGCAAAAAUGGUCGGCCGGGCACAGUUGUCGCCUGUCUGCGCGCCGAACGCGUCUCUUCCAUUCCAGUUGACCAUGACAAUAAGAACAACAACAGCGUCCUGCUGGCAGAUCGCGUUGCUGAGUAUUCCGACGAGGACGAGGAGGCCGAGUUCAGUUCGGGUGAAUUCAACGACGAGGCCAACGAACUGGGCCUGAUCCGGGGCUACGAUCCCAAGGAUCCGCGGGACUACAACCAUCCGGCCAAGCAUGAUAUGCGAAAGUAUCGCAACAAGCUGCAGCGCUCCGGAAUCGAGGAUUGCGCUUUAGUGGGCCACCACCCCGGCAGCAUCCAGCACCAUCAUCCCGGCGUCGUUGUCGACAGCGAUAGUGAGUUCGAGAUGAAGGACAAGAGCUCGUCACGGGCCAAGUUUAGCCGGACGAUUUCGCUGCAGCAGCGCAACUUGAAGCAGAAGAUCGUGGCGCUGCUCAAGCGGUUUAAGGUGAGCGAGGAACUGGAAGGGGAGUCCGGCCAUCGAGGAACGGCGGCGCUGCGCGGCGAACGCGACCUGGACGCGCUCUUCCAGGAGCUAGAGUCGCUGUCCUGCUGCGAGGGCGAUGACUCUGGUCCAGACAUGGACAGCAUAUCGGUGGGCUCCACGCCGAAGCCGUCACUGCGCCCCUUUUUCACCAACUCGCGGAUAAUGCUUCACGAUAACAUCACUGGGAAUGGCGGAGAUCUGAAUCAAUUGUUGGGUGGAGGUUCCGGACCCGGAAUCGCAGCUGCUGGCAACUCUGAGCGCCGAUCAUCGGAUAAGAGCGACCAAUUGACCAAUUCAUCUUACAAUCUUGAAAAUAACAAAAACCAAAAAAGCAUUCAUUUAACAAACAAUAACAAUUCGGCAACAACACCAGAUCGUGGGGGUAACGAUAGCUCCGGCAACGAAGGCAAUGCUGGCUAUACGGAUGGCCAGAACUCGGAUCCGCAGAACAGUCCGCCCAGAGACAAGGACUACAUGCGCCUGCAGCAGAUGCAGAUGCAGCAGCAGCAGCAGCAGCAGCAGUUGACCCCAGUGAGCUCGGUGGCCGCCAGUUUGGGAAGUGGCAGCGUUCAAACGCCCGCUCAGACGGAAAAGCGAUCGAGAUUGUUCCGAACCUCCAGCAACACACCGGGAAUCACAGGAAGUGCAGGGAACAGUGCCAAUGCCAUUAGCGCUUCAGGAGGCGGCAAAAGGAAGCAUACCCUGAGCCUGAGCGCCGAGCCGAGAUCCAUGCUGGAAACUUGCCUCUCGCCCACCAACGUGGAGCCACGCAAGCUGCUGCUCGACCAGCUGAGUCGCGUGUUCGCCGGCGAGGACAGCUCCAUACCGGAAGUGGUGACCAUCAUCAGUCCGCCGGAGGCGCUGGGCGGCAGCGCGUUGCUGGCCAAGUUGGUCACGCUCUUUGCGAACUCCUUCAAGCCGGCCUUCGUGCCGCAGAACACCGCCGAGGUCAAGGCGGUGCUGCAGGCGCUCAUGGCCAAGAUCCAGAAGUAUUGCAACUCGAACGCCAAGCCACCGCACACGGUCAAGGUGCUGCUGAUUGGUGGAGAUUGGCUGCAGGGAGCCACCCUGCGGCACUACGUGGAACUGAUGGGAGUGCGGCCUCCAGACUGGCUGAAUCACCUGCGCUUCUACCUGGUGCCCGUCGGCGGCAGCUGCGGCAGUGUGGCGCGUCACCUCAGCCAGAUGGAUCAGGCCUAUGCGGUCAUGUUCGGCUCCGACAACUGGGCGCAGCUGUGCGAGAGGGCGGCGGCCACAGCGGCAGCGGUCAGUGCGGUGACCACGGUGAAUGCCACGGCACUGACGACCAACCUGGCGGAUGCGGCCGGCGUUGCAAAGUCGGACAUCGCGGAGUUGGUGCAGCGCAUCCAACGCUAUCUGCUUGCGGCUGGACCAUGCACACAGAUACCCAUCGCCGAGGCCAUGGUCAACUACAAGGAUGAGGAUUCCUGCCAGAUAUUUGUACCGUUUGUUAGUGAUGUUCGCAUUGGAUAUCUGGAUGCCCAAGCUUCACUGGAUCUUGAGGAGAUUGCAGCUGGCUCCAACGCGGCCGCCACUGGACUGGGCUCCGGAUCUGCCUCCAGUUCAGCCAUCCCCAUCAGCAGCCAGAGUUCACCGAAUGUGCAUGGCGUGGUGUCCGGUUCCCCGCCCCAGCAGCAGAGCUUGGGACGCACCUCGCCGCCCCUGCAGACGCCACCGUCAUCCGCAACCUCGCAUCGGGAGCGCAACACCAGCGAAUCGCUGAGUACGCCGUCGUCGCUGCAGCAGCAAACCUUCAGUGGAGCUCUGGCGGCGGCAGAGGCGGUGGAGCUGCAGGUGGACUACUGGCCACUGGUGCGGCCGGGCGAGGUGCAUGCCAAGGAGUCGAAGAGCGGCAUGUCCAAGGGCAGUGAUGCCGGCGGCAAGAAUAGCAUUAAGAGUACGUUUAGGAACCUGCAGGUGUGGCGAUUGCCACAGCAUGCACAGCAAUUGGGUGAUAUGUUUAAUGGACUGACUGUUAGUUUCGCCACCAAGGAAAAGAAGCAAAAGCAGAUUAUGCGCUUGGGCAAGAAAAAGGAUAAGGAGCGUGAUCUCGAGAAGGAGCAAUGUGUGGAGGGCGUGGCCCGUUUGAUUUGCUCACCCAAGCAAUCGCAUCCAGUGCCACUGAGAGUGUACAUCGAUGGCACCGAGUGGACGGGAGUCAAGUUCUUCCAAGUAUCGUCGCAAUGGCAAACGCACGUCAAGAACUUCCCCAUUGCGCUUAUUGGCUGCACCCCCAUGUCCUGUGCUGAAUUAUCCUAGUCAUUUUAACCCACAAGCUCACACGGGACACCCCGACAACCCCAA
Drosophila gunungcola (fruit fly) is the source of this 4522-nucleotide messenger RNA. It is a transcript of the gene KrT95D, whose product is annotated as phosphofurin acidic cluster sorting protein 2. Gene Ontology annotation, biological process: protein localization to plasma membrane. NCBI's taxonomy places the organism in Eukaryota, Metazoa, Arthropoda, Insecta, Diptera, Drosophilidae. The transcript has 11 exons. Bases 971 to 4477 code for a protein of 1168 amino acids. The record is from RefSeq and is a predicted model, not a curated record.